Molecule: messenger RNA, 4217 nt
Organism: Marchantia polymorpha subsp. ruderalis
Lineage: Eukaryota; Viridiplantae; Streptophyta; Marchantiopsida; Marchantiales; Marchantiaceae
Source: the annotation of a GenBank genome assembly
GUGAUUGAAAAAGCCCAUCCGCCGACUCCAGUGCCAUAUGGGACGGGUAGACAGGGGAGUUAGUAAAGGGGACAUCGAGACGGGUUCGGAUGAAUCUGCUUGAACACUGCACUUACACACAAUGUCCGACGUGGAUGGACAUUUCGCCCUCUAAUUAACCGGUUCACAUGCAGGCACUCAAGUAUACAAAAUUAGAAUCUGGAUAUGCUGCAGAGUAAAGCCUCCGUCAUGUGGAAAGGGAAGGAUCAAGCAUAGGAGAGGAUCGUUUGAUUACUUUGCCGCGGCAAAAGAUACAUUACGAUUUCAAACGUGCAUAAAGAUAAAGUAAACCGAAAAUGCCUAGUCAACAUGACUCAGAUUCUUUGGUACCAGUCUCAACACUACCCAAGCCUUUUCAAGGCGUUUUUGAUUACAGAUAUUUCAACUCUGUUCAAAGCGAGAGUUUUGAAACAGCAUAUGGAUCGGAUGACAACAUGGUGGUCUCCGCACCAACAGGAAGUGGUAAGACUGGACUUUUCGAACUAUGCAUUCUGCGGCUCCUCACCAGCUGUUUGAGAACUGUGUCUGGCGAGCUUCAAUUUAACCACCCACAUGGAGCACUAAAGAUCGUUUAUGUUGCACCAACGAAGGCCUUGAUUCAAGAAAAGAUGAGAGAAUGGCAAGAGAAGUUUGGAUCUAAAAGUGUUGGAUUGACAUGUCAAGAACUAACGAGUGAUAGCGAUGCUUUACCCGUGAAAGAAUUACAGGAGACAGAUCUUAUCUUGACAACUCCUGAGAAAUUUGAUUCAACAACAAGACGGUGUAGAGAUCAUGGAGGCGCUGGAUUUGUGGGAGACAUAGCUUUGCUACUUAUUGACGAAGUUCACCUGCUUAAUGAUACUCGAGGAGCAGCAUUGGAGGCCAUUGUUAGCAGGAUAAAGAUGCUGGCUCGCAACCAUGACCUGAAGGGGAGUCCCAUUUCUCAGAUUCGCUUUGUUGCUGUUUCGGCUACUAUACCAAACAUUGAAGAUCUUGCGGAAUGGCUUCUGGUUCCAGCAAAGGCAGUGAAAAGGUUUGGAGAAGAAAUGCGCCCUGUUAAAUUGUCAACGCGUGUUUACGGAUAUCCUGCCGCUAAGAACGACUUUCUGUUUGAAAAGAGGCUACAAUACUACAUAUAUGACGUGAUUCUUCAACAUUCCAGUGGGAAACCUACUCUGGUUUUCUGUCCAACCAGAAAAGGUGCUCAGGACACGGCUAUGAAACUAGCAGAAAUUGUAGCUAAAUCGGGUAACACAAAUCCAUUUCUCAAAUCUCAAGAGCAAUUCGAUCGACUUCGAUUAGCUAUCUCUCAAACGAAAGAUAAGACUAUGCAAUACUGUAUACAACAUGGAGUUGGCUUUCACAAUGGUGGACUUGAAUUUGCCGAAAGAGGUCUUGUUGAAGGGCUCUUCUUGCAAGGAGAUCUGCUAGUAUUGUGCACAACCAUGACUCUUGCUCAUGGAAUGAAUUUUCCGGCGCAUUUAGUAGUAAUUAAGUCUACUCAAUACUAUAACAAAGAAAAAGGAAAAUACAUGGAGUACGAACGUUCAACACUACUUCAGAUGUGCGGGCGGGCAGGUAGACCACAGUUUGAUGACUCCGGUGUAGUAGUUCUUAUGACGAAAAGUGACACGAUCCAUCUAUAUCAAAAUUUGUUGUCUGGAACGGAGCCAGUUGAGUCAGAGUUGCUCCCAUCCAUAUCCGAGCAUUUGAAUGCAGAGAUCGUUCUGAUGACAGUUUCUGACGUUGGUCUUGCCAUGGAGUGGCUGAAAUGCUCAUAUCUAUACAUCCGUAUAAGAAAGAAUCCAUAUCACUACGGGAACUACAAAUUACUAGCGGAAGAGCAGAUGGACAAACAUCUGAAAGGAAUAUGUCUACAGAGUAUCCAUGAGUUGGCGAAUUAUGGGAUGGUUCAUAUGGAUGAAUAUGGGUUCACUCUAAAAUCUCUUGAGCCUGGACGCUUGAUGGCAAAAUACUACCUGAACUUUGAAACAAUGAAGACAAUAACCAAAAUUCAGGACCGAGGCAAGACUGAGGAUCUCCUGCAUGCUCUGACCAAAGCACAAGAGCUAUCUGGUAUUCAAUUAAGGCGAUACGAGAAGAGGCAACUGAAUACCAUCAAUCAAGACACAAGUUCUAGAAUGAAGUUUCAUGUACUAGGCCCAAAUGGAAAGACAAAAAAGAGAAUUCAAACUUCAAGUGAGAAGAUAUUUGUUCUAGUGAAUGAUGCUUUGUCCGGAGAACCUUCAUCCUUGGAUUUCACUAUGACACAGGACGUCUCCGUAAUAUGUACUCAUGGGAGUCGCAUUGCACGAUGCAUGAGUGAAUACUUCAAAUUCUUAAAGAGGUACUCGGAAGCAAAGAGUGCGCUCCUUUUAACAAAAUGUCUUAAUCAAAGGCUCUGGGAAGAUAGUAUCUAUAAACUCAAACAGCUUCCUGGAAUUGGUAUGGUGACUGCCAAGGCAUUUAUUGCUGCUGGGAUAUCCAGUUUUCAGCAUCUGUCAAGCUCGGAUCCUCGACAUUUGGAAUCAAUCACUGGACGAAAAUUUCCAUUUGGUGAUCACAUAAAAAGUAAACUCAGUUUACUUCCACCCAAAGUUCUCAUGAAAAUUGAGGAAACGAAAAUUUACACAGGAGGCAAGCGGGAGUUUGUUCUCGAACUAACGCGUUUAGAUUCCCCUUCUCCACAGGGAACGAAUAAGUGGCACAUGGCAGACCUGAUUAUUGGGGAUGGCACCGAAAAUCUACUCAUAUUUCAAGAAAAAAUCAGGCUUGAACAAUUUUCCAGCCCUUACAUAGUUCCUGUUUAUUCCGCGAGUAACGUCAGCGCAGCCCUCAUAUCUGAACAAUAUGUUGGUAUAGAUGUCAUAAUUGAGCCUCCUACCAUCCCUGCGACAAAUAAGUCAAGUACAUCGAUUAUGCCUUCUAAGAUUGAACAGCAGAAGAGGAAGUUGAAGCUUCUGGGUACUUCAUCUUUAGGAUCUUCUGUAAUCCAUGAGCCAAAGUCAACGUUGAAGAUGCCCACUCUUGAAGAGAAAAGAUAUACUGGAGAUCCAUCUUCUUCCACGUUGAAUGUCAAAAUGCCAAUAAGCUCUCACUCCAAACAUGAAGAUGCUGGCUGCGUGACAACACCGCCACAGGUCUACACUGGUAAAAGAAAAUGGGAAAGUGAAUCUAAGGAUGUUGGACGAAGGGGAGCUUCUUUCCCUACAUCUGAGAGUCCACCUGGUCAAGAUUUGAAAUCUCUUCGAUCAUUUUUGGAAGACCCGAAUGUGCAUCAGGGCAUGUGCUCAGACGAAGAAAUUAACGGGCUCAUCGAAUCUGUUUGGGUUGAUGCUCCACCGUAUGAGACUCCUCUUCAACCAAAGGAAGAGGAACUUCCAUCUUUUAGUCUCUCAUUCGGGAAUGAUAGUGCACCUGAACCCACAACUGGCCACAAGGGAGACGGAGAUCUUGUCGUUAAUGAUAUGAGGCUGGCUGAAAUUGAUGAGGAAUGUCAGACUAUAACUUCACUUCCAAGUCCUUUAGAGGAGUUCACUAAAACAGAAUGUCGUAAAACUACAACUUUUGCUCGGGAUGAGAUUCGUUUGCGAAGAGAGUUCGGGGAAGCACCACCGACAUCCGAAAUAGUUGAAGAACAGUCAAACAACGUUUCCAACUCUGUAUUGCCGAAAUGUGCUUUGACUUCAGACAAAGCAGCCUUAAAACUGCCUCUAUACCCUCAAUUUAGUCUGGGUCUACCUCAGGCAGCAAACCCAGAAGACCCCAGCAUUCUAAGAUAUUGGAAUGUACCCCAUAAUGAGCCACUUGACAGCAGCUGCGAGAACAACUUUGGCGUACAGAAUGCAAAGGACGUGAUACGGUCCGAUUUCGGAUCUGAUGCUGUAAUGAAUAGUGGAAAACAACUCUCACAUAUGACAAAUUUAGAAACGCAAAGUGAAUCUUUUGGAUCGAAGAGUCUCUUCUCUUUCCUGUACGACUAGAAGAACCUCCAAAGAGUUUUGUAAUUUGUGAUGAUCGCAAUUUGUAAUCAAUCUGUCGGUUGUGAUUUCAGGGCUAUCUAUCGUUUGUGCAGGCGCCAAACUGAGCUGUUUGGGUUAAGUUUUGUGUUCGCUGUUCCAUGCACUUCACACAUUGGUUAUUGCUCUGCUUUCAACCUGCAGCUCUAGGCAGAUCAGAGCACAUACAACGACUACAGC